Messenger RNA from Corticium candelabrum, 769 nucleotides. RefSeq names its product ankyrin repeat family A protein 2-like. Gene Ontology annotation, molecular function: protein binding. The transcript is spliced from 6 exons. The record is from RefSeq and is a predicted model, not a curated record. Lineage: Eukaryota; Metazoa; Porifera; Homoscleromorpha; Homosclerophorida; Plakinidae. The coding region runs from base 64 to 708 and encodes 214 amino acids. Gene Ontology annotation, cellular component: nucleus. Gene Ontology annotation, biological process: regulation of gene expression.
CGAGGCUAGGCCAAAGAGCUCACCAGGAAAAGUAAAUGCUUGGUACGCUAUGUAUAUGUUGAAAUGUCCACAACAGAGCAAGAUCCAGACCAGGAGGUGGAAGACACGCUGCUGCAAUCAGCCAACUUGCCGCUAAUUGCUCCCAAGCUGGAAGUUGACGAAUGUCUGCCAAGCUGCAGGAAUGACACGAAACUGAAUAUUCAUGCAUGUGCAGAGGCAGGUGACCUCAAUAGUCUGAAGAUGGCUACUUACUUAGGAUCUACAGAUUUCAGUGCUGCUGAUCAUCUCGGACUUACACCAAUUAUGUGGGCAGCUGCUAGUGGAGAGAUCAAUGCUGUUAUGUUUCUAAUGCAGAAUGAUGCUUCUGUCAAUGAAACUGCAUUUUCAAAAUCAGGAGAAACAGCUCUUCAUUUUGCUUGCAACAAUGGACACUACAGACUGGUUAGGCUACUGCUAGAUCUUGGAGCUAAUGUCAAUGCAACAGACUCUCAUGGUGGUACCCCCUUAAUCUAUGCUGCAAACUGUGGACAUUCAAGUGUCGUUCAAUCACUCUUAGAAAACGGAGCUGAUGUGACAUACAAGACCCGUAUUGGCAUGACUGCACUUGACUAUGCAGUGCAUCAAGAUCAUGCAGAAGUGCGAAAUGUGAUCGAAAAGUACUGCUUGAAGGUGCUGUCACAAGCUCACAAUUCAGACAAGACGAAUUGAGCAUUGCAACUUGCUGUGAGAAACAACAGACCAACACUUUUGGCAACAUAAUCAUCAUCAG